Phytophthora nicotianae INRA-310 is the source of this 1026-nucleotide messenger RNA. Its product is annotated as BUD32 protein kinase, variant. The transcript is spliced from 4 exons. Gene Ontology annotation, molecular function: ATP binding; protein serine/threonine kinase activity. Lineage: Eukaryota; Oomycota; Peronosporomycetes; Peronosporales; Peronosporaceae. Bases 34 to 678 code for a protein of 214 amino acids. The record is from RefSeq and is a predicted model, not a curated record. Gene Ontology annotation, biological process: protein phosphorylation. Gene Ontology annotation, cellular component: EKC/KEOPS complex; nucleus; cytosol.
CCCAUCUGUGCCAUACAAAUCAAACUGCCGACCAUGGUGGAGGUCGAGUGGCAACUCAUCAGCCAAGGCGCUGAGGCGAAAGUCUUCGAGACGGACUUCGCUGGCCGCCCCUGCAUCGUCAAAGAGCGCGUUAAGAAAAGCUACCGCCUGCCCGUACUGGACAAGAAACUGUCGCAUCGUCGCCUAGUGCAGGAGGCUCGCUGCAUUCUCAAGUGUCGUCGUGCUGGAGUCCUUACGCCUGUUAUCUUCCUGGUGGAUGAAGACAAUAGUCGCCUCUACCUGGAAAAGGUGGAAGGAGGCAGUCUGAAGGACUAUCUGCGACGAGCUUACAAGCUCGACCCUAAGUAUGGGAAUGAGGCGCUCAAGAAGGCUUAUCACAUUGGCGAAGCCAUUGCCAAGAUGCACGACGCCGAUAUUGUCCACGGAGACCUGACGACGUCUAACAUGAUGCUAAGCAGUGACGAUGCCACGGAUGUAACGAUGAUCGAUUUCGGUCUGGCCAACUCGCAGCCGCUGCCGGAGGACAAGGCUGUCGACCUGUAUGUGAUGGAGCGCGCGUUCGCCAGCACGCACGUCAACUCUGAGCUUCUGGUGCGUGUGGAAAAUGUUUUAAACAAGACAGAAGCGAAUUGGCGAUUGACAGCUUAUCGUUUUAUUACUGUGCUGACGACAGGUUGAGGAGGUUUUGCGUGCAUACCGAGCAAAAUCCCGCCGCUCUGAUGCGAUCUUCCAGAAGCUCUCUCAAGUGCGUCUUCGUGGUCGCAAGCGCACCAUGGUUGGAUAACUUUACAGCUGAACGUCGCUAGUCGAGUAAAGGGCAAAGUGUACCCCAAGGGUGAACACAAGAAGAUGGAUCAGUGGCAUCUUUCCUUUUUUUUUGCGGUAUGAUCGUUUGAAUAGCUCUGGUAAACGAGGAAAUAGAUAAAGAAAGCGAAUGCGAGGUGAACUUCGCUUCCUACCCCCGAAAUUCGCCAUGCGACUGCAGGUCACUCGCCAUUUGUUACAACUAUCCAACGUACUUUACCG